AUGGCAACGCAAAUGCCGCGGCCGCGGCCACGGCCUGCGCACACUCCUGGCGCAACCCACUGCUCUUACACACCCAACGGUGGCCAGCUUGUCACUGUCGGCUCCAACAACACGAUCCGGCUGUAUAAGACAGGCUUCGAUGGCGAGCCGACCAAUAUUGACGACUGUCCGGAGCAGAAUGUCGGUGUAGCUGCCACCAACGACUUCUUUGUUGUUGGCUCGGAGGACGGCACCGUGAGCCUCUAUUCUCUUGAGACCAAUGCAUUCGACAAAUUUCUCCUCCGAACUUCCCUUCCGAUACGCGACUUGGCGCUCUCUCCAGAUGGACAGUGGUGCGCUGUUGCAAGCGACGAGCUCACGGUCAAGCUUGUCAGCACUGAGGACAACACCAGGGUGCGCCAGCUCAAGGACCAUGGCAAGCCCGCCAAACACCUCUCCUUCGAUCCCAAGGGCAGUAUGAUCGCUCUCUCAUGCACAGACGGAAUUGUAUACAUCUACUCCCUCACAGCGGACCAGCCUGAGCUCAUCCGCAAGGUGGAUGGCGUCAUCGCCGCUCUCGAGGCGGACACGGAGGUUUCGUCUAAAGUGGCCUGGCACCCAGACGGCAGAGCAUUUGCUGUCCCCACGCCGACCCGAGAUAUCCAAGUUGUGUCCAAGAAUGACUGGGAGAACCAGAGGUCUUUUGCAAACGGCCAUGAAGGAGAGAUCACGGCGAUAUCAUGGUCGCCCAAUGGCGCAAUGCUCGCAACGGCAGGCAAGGACAGAAAGCUAUUGAUCUGGGAGACAAAGACUCAGAGCGUCAUCGCCCGGCAUGACUAUGCGAACGUCAUGGAUAUCGCCUGGCACCCGAAGAACAACCUUGUGUCCUUCACCGAUGCUGAAGGCUCCGUGUAUAUCUGCCCCGAUUUCAUUUCGAGCCAGUACUCGAUCCUGCUCAAGUUGCCCAAACAGCCCGCACCUUUCAUCCAUGACCCUCUAGCCGAGGUCUCAGCAAAUACCAGGCGGUUGACGGUGAACGGUCUGAAAGCUGGACCGCCACACCCCAGAGCUGGGUCCCCUGAUAGCCAAGACUCAAUGCUUGACCUUGACGAUGGCGGCUUUGCGGAGGAUGAUGACUUCGUCGUGGAUGAUGAUGGUGCUGGCUAUACUCUGAACGGCGCCACCAAGAGACCUCAUGAUGAUGAUCCGUUUGACGAGAGGCCAUCCAAACGUGCGGAACUGUUCAGCCCCCAAUAUCACGAGGCCUUUCAGCCAGGAUCUACUCCGUGGCGAGGAAAUCGCAAAUAUCUGUGUCUAAACCUCAUUGGGUUCGUGUGGACUGUUGACCAGGACUCCCAUCACACCGUCACUGUUGAGUUCUACGACCACGAAUUCCAACGCGACUUCCACUUUACAGACACCUUCCUUUAUGACAAGGCAUGUCUCACUGAGAAUGGCACCCUCUUCUCGUGCCCACCUCGCGACAAUGCGCCUGCCACAAUCUUCUACCGGCCCCAUGAGACCUGGACGAACCGAAAUGACUGGAGGAUGCAACUUCCAAAGGGUGAGGCGGUGCUGUCCAUGUCGCUCAGCGAUUCGUUCGUCACAGUCAUCACUUCAGCGAACUAUGUCCGAGUCUACACGCUCUUUGGAAUCCCCUACCGCGUCUACCGGCCCAAGAGCACCCCGGUGGUCACUUGUGCCAGCUGGCGAGACUAUGUUCUCACAAUGGGCAAUGGACCCAUGGGCGCCGAUGGCAACACGAGGCUUCUCUAUACAAUUGAGAAUGUGAAGCGGGACGAAAUUUGCCAGAAUGACGACACCGUGGCUCUUCCCGAAGGAGCAUCGAUCAGGAGUGUCUUCUUCUCGGACAAUGGUGAUCCUUGUAUCUACGACUCAACUGGAACACUCCUGACUCUCCUGCACUGGCGACAGCCGUCAAGAGCGUCGUGGGUUCCGCUCUUGGACACUAAACUCCUACCUCGAUUAGCCUCUGGCAGGAAGAAUGAGAACUACUUCCCUAUCGCCGUGGCCGACAACAAAUUUCACUGCAUCAUUCUCAAGGGCGGCGACCAAUAUCCGUACUUCCCGCGACCUCUGCUCUCUGAAUUCGAUUUCUCUAUCCCUCUCACCUCGACCCCGCCCAAGGAGAAGCGGAGUGGAGGCGAGGACGGUGAGGAUGCAGAUGACGUCGAUGCCAGUGAGUCUCGACGGCUGGAACAGGCCUUCAUGCUCAAGAGAAUCCAAGCGGCCCAGCUCGGCGACCUCGUGGACUCGACCUCGUCAUCGCACUCGCAGCGCACGGCGCUGUCGCGGCUCGAGAUCGAAAUCGACAAGACCCUGCUGCAGAUGCUUGCCAUCGAGUGCCGCGAGGGCGAGGAGCGCGGCAUGCGCGCCCUCGAGAUGGUGCAGCUGAUGCGUGACCAGAGUGGCAAGAUGAUCGAGGCGGCCGGCAAGGUGGCGGAGCGGUAUGGGCGGGCCAUUCUCGGGGAGAAGAUCCGGGAGAUUGGCGAGCGGCGGGUCAACGGCAUGGACGAAGACGAGUGA
Messenger RNA from Thyridium curvatum, 2526 nucleotides. RefSeq lists its product as uncharacterized. The transcript is spliced from 2 exons. Gene Ontology annotation, cellular component: nuclear replication fork. Gene Ontology annotation, molecular function: protein binding; chromatin binding. NCBI's taxonomy places the organism in Eukaryota, Fungi, Ascomycota, Sordariomycetes, Thyridiales, Thyridiaceae. Bases 1 to 2526 code for a protein of 841 amino acids. The record is from RefSeq and is a predicted model, not a curated record. Gene Ontology annotation, biological process: mitotic cell cycle; DNA repair; DNA-templated DNA replication.